Messenger RNA from Elaeis guineensis (African oil palm), 861 nucleotides. NCBI's taxonomy places the organism in Eukaryota, Viridiplantae, Streptophyta, Magnoliopsida, Arecales, Arecaceae. The record is from RefSeq and is a predicted model, not a curated record.
AUGUCCUCGGCGGACGGCGGAGGAUACCACCCGAUCCCUCCACCGUUCCCGUUCUCCUUCCACCUGCUGGAGGUGACGGCGGUGUCCGCCCAGGACCUGUUCGCGAAUCCCCAGUCGACGCGCAGCUACGCAGUGGCGUCGGUAGACCCGGCUCCCCAGCUCCGCACCCGCCUCGACGCCGCCAGCCACACCGAACCCACCUGGAACGACAAGUUCGUCUCCCACGUCGACGACGCCGUCCUCCGCUCCGACAUCAUCGCCGUCACCGUUAACAUCUGCGCCGCCCCACCCCCAUUCCUCCCGGCCUCCGACACACUCAUCGGCACCGCCCUCGCCGUCCUCUCCGCCCAUCCAACGCCACUCGCUUCGUCCCCGCCCAGGUCCGCCGCCCCCGGUACCUCCCCAUCUUCACCGAGCUCGCCGCCGCCGGCGCCCCCUCCGCCGUCGUCUUCCGAGAAGCGAGAGCCGGAGCUGCUGCAGGUUCCCGGUCGGGAGCAUGUGGCGGUCGAGUCCAAGCUCGGGCGGUCGCUUGCUCUAGAUAAGGAGCGGGCGGCGCGAGGCCAAGGCGCCAAGCUAGCGAAGUGGCGGUCGGAGCUGCCUCCGCUGCCGGAUCUGGAGGGGGCCGCGGUGGCGUCCAAGCUGACGAAGUGGCGUGAGGAGCUGCCGCCGUUCCCUAAUGGGGAGACGAAGGCAAACGAGAAGGAGAAGGGCGACGGCGACAGAGGGAAGCGGCGGAUGCAGAGAAGGCGGGGCAUUGGGAGGCUGGCGUGCGUCGCCGGCGGCGGGGAAGGUGAGUGGGAGACCAAAGGGGGAAAAUUGAGGACUCGCGAGCACGAGCGCAACCGGUUUCGCCGCGAGUAG